Molecule: messenger RNA, 2359 nt
Organism: Panicum virgatum (switchgrass)
Lineage: Eukaryota; Viridiplantae; Streptophyta; Magnoliopsida; Poales; Poaceae
Exons: 2
Coding region: 789-1871 (360 amino acids)
Source: RefSeq, a predicted model, not a curated record
ACCGCCGGCUCUGAAGAAGAAGGUGGGAUAUUAGAAGUUCAACAUUUUUAAAAUAUUAAUUCACAUUUUCAAAAUAUUGUUUCCACAUUUUCAAACUACUGAUUCUAACAUUUUCAAAAUGAUGGUUCAACAUUUUUUUCCAAUAAAUAUUGAAUGGAUAUCAGCUGGAUUUUAAUGGAUUUUAUAGAUGAGUUUCUUAUUAACCAUUUUUUACAAGAUGUAUAGGAGCGGGAGUUUUCCGCUUCAUUUCCGAUCCGGCCAGUCAGUCAACGCAACACACAGCUACCUCUCUGUUUCGCACUAUACAGUGCUCAAAGCGCCCCCUGCUCCUUAGCUACUUCAGAAAGCUGAGUGGACGGAGUCACUCAGCUCAUCCUAGGAAGGAUGAGAGCCGUACGUCCGCUGCAUUUCGACAUUUCGUCGACCUUUCCACUUGCUGGUUCCCUGCAUCUCUAUAAAAACAGCGCGAGCGGUAAUUAAGAAGAACCACCAGCACACCUCCGAUCCUGCUGGAUAUCAUUCACCAUUUUGUUCGCUCCCUUCAUCCCAUCUUCAGACAUCAUCCGUAGCUAGCUAACACAGUAACACCUGCCUACAUUAUUAGGUGCUGUGUGAUCACCAUCAGUUGGUGGGUGCUUCGCGCGCGGGGGUGCAGUGCACGCAGCAAGAAAACUGAGGUAAUUAAAGGAUUGGCAUUUUCUAUCAUCAGUAAUCCGUGGACCUACAUGUUCUCUCUUUUUUUUAAUAAAUACAUUUUCUCUCUUAUUUAGGUCAAUUUAAAGUAUCUCAUGUACGUUGUUUUGCAGUCUCAACAGAUACCUGCAGAUCAGCUUCUGACCAGUACUUUCCUCUAUCUAAUGGGGGAAAUGGUGGCUUCAGCCCUUGCUCAGGAGGGCGUGAGCAGGCUGUCCUCGUACAUCUCAACCAAGCUCGAUGAUAGGGCAUCCAGAGCACACACCGUCGCAAGGCUCGAGAUGGCACUCUCUCGCUUGGAGUUUGUCCUUGAAUGGUCCAGGAAGCAGCCAAUCACAUACGUCUCGCUGAUCCGUCGCUGGAACAAGUUCAGGUGCGCCUACAAUGAGGGAGUAUAUCUACUCAACAAGCACAAGCUGCCGGCGCUCCAAGGCCAUGAAGAAACUGGUGGGCAAGUGGUGGUAACGCGUUCCUCCUCCUUCCUUGGACGGAUUAUUGCUAGUGCUGCGAACUUCUCCAUCUCAUCUCUUGCUGGCCUAAGCAAGCAGUGCUUGAGCUCCAACGUUGUCCAAAUCAUUGAGGUGUACGCAGAUAGUGUUGGCGAGUUUGUAGCGGACGUGGAGUCCGCCUGCCCAUUUGUCAGGCAACUUCUUCAAGGGAAAUAUCUCAGCUAUAACAAGGUGAAAGGAAGACAAAAGCACCAUUUUAUUGUAUCUCCUGUGAUUCUGGAAGGGCGUGGCGUAGAGGCGUUGCUAUGGUAUGAGUAUUUCGAUCCUGAGAGGCUAGAUAAAAGUUUAUGUCUAGGCUUAGUGCUACGGCUGUCGGAAAGCACGGACAUAGUUGGGGCUGCUAUAGAUUGCUUGCGGUCAUCCGCAUCACUGCUCAACCUUGUGGCUCAAGAUGCAGUAAUGGGAGAGCUCACCCAGGUGCCUAAUUUACAGGACAUUACGGAUUCGUAUGCUUCACCCUGGGUUGUUGACUUUGAAGACUGCUAUCCUUGCUUUAGUAAAUGUUCACGCCCGGAUCCACUAUGUUGCCAACGAAAUGGGCACGAGUUAUCGCACAUAUUCCAAGAGCAAACUAUUUUUUUCAAUUCCAGUUGUUACAUCACAGCACGAGAUUACAACUUGCCUAGCGCAUCUAACGAAGCUGGUACAAACGUCAUUACAGAUCCAUAAUCUUCAGCUGCAGGUUAUAUUCCACCCUCACCAAUCGAGUUACAACAAUUAUGUAACCGAGGCCAUGGGUGAAAGCAAAAUAGAAGAACAGCCAUUUGGUAGCAUACAACAAACGGUUGAUAUGAUAAGAUCAAGAUCAAUCGACGAUCUCAUCCGUCAGCUCGAGGUGAUAGAGUAUUAUUGGGUGUCCUGGUGCUCUAGACAUGGUUAUGCAAAUUUUACUGUGAGAAUGCCAAGUAUGGGCACGGCAGGUGUGCCCAAAGCCAGCGGCAGGUACAACACCCGGAGUGCAGCUGCAAAGAGAAAGCGGUAGAAGCUAGCCUUGGUGUUGUCUCAACUAGCUAGUAUAUAUAUUGUGUGUUUCUGAUCUCAAAAGCGCUCAAUGUACAAGUAGAAGCCAUGUGCUGAUAUUUGAGAAAUGAAUUGUGAUGUUGCUGUUCUUAUUGACUCCAUCUUGAGGCUAAUUUGAUCAACUAUAUUAUGCAAAA